AUGGCGAUUGAAACCAGCGGAAACAUCUCAAACGUCUCAGACGACUUCAACCACACCUGGAACGAAGAACAGUUCAUCUACGACAAGCAUAAGCAGAGUGCGGCUGUCAUCGCAGUUUUCGCCCUGGCCUAUCUCUCUAUCUUCCUGCUGUGUGUUGUCGGUAACGUGCUAGUGCUACUGGUGGUGGCGCUAAACAGGAACAUGCGGACGGUGACCAACUUCUUCCUGGCUAACCUAGCAGCGGCGGACCUUCUGGUGGGGGUGUUCUGUCUACCGUUCAGCCUGGCGGAUAGCAUCUUGAUGAGCUGGGCGUUCGGUGACGUCAUGUGCAAGACGUUUCUGACCGUGCAGGUGUUGUCUGUGUCGGCCUCCGUCUUCACACUCAUCGCCAUAGCUGUGGACAGAUACUACGCAGUUGUCCUCCCCACCGCCUCGGGUGUGACCAUGGCGAGGAUGCGGUACAUCCUGCUCAGCGUCUGGGUCCUGGCGGCGGCGACAUGCGUGCCUCAGGGACUGGUCCUAACCAGCACUACAUACCCAGAAAUAAACAUUUGUGUGUACACGUCAGACGGGCAGGUGGUGACCGCCUGUGAAGAGGUGUGGCCGGGUCAGCCUCACCGGGCCGGGUACGUGCUGGGCCUGUUCGCCACCAGCUACGUCCUGCCUCUCGCCGUCAUCGCAGCCAUGUACGUACGGAUCAGCAUGCGGAUCUGCACCCAAGUCGACGCCGUCACCAUCCACCUGCCCACCCCUGCACAGAGCCAGGCCUUGCAGAAGAAACUGCACGUCAUCAGGAUGCUGCUGGUUGUGGUUGUGGUGUUCGCGCUGUCCUGGCUUCCCCUGCAUGUCUUCACUAUUGUCUCUCUCUUUGCUGACUUAACGGACGACACGAUAGUCGUUCUGUAUCACUAUGUUUUCCCUAUAGUACAGUGUAUGGCGUUUCUCAACUGUGGGAUCAACCCCAUCAUAUACGGGUAUUAUAAUAAGAACCUCAGGAAGGGAUUCUAUCAGCUUGUCAGAUCAUCAUCUUCAUCAUCAACAUGA
Branchiostoma belcheri (Belcher's lancelet) is the source of this 1044-nucleotide messenger RNA. RefSeq names its product neuropeptide FF receptor 2-like. Gene Ontology annotation, cellular component: membrane. The coding region runs from base 1 to 1044 and encodes 347 amino acids. NCBI's taxonomy places the organism in Eukaryota, Metazoa, Chordata, Leptocardii, Amphioxiformes, Branchiostomatidae. Gene Ontology annotation, biological process: G protein-coupled receptor signaling pathway. Gene Ontology annotation, molecular function: neuropeptide Y receptor activity; peptide binding. The record is from RefSeq and is a predicted model, not a curated record. The transcript is spliced from 7 exons.